Messenger RNA from Dermochelys coriacea (leatherback sea turtle), 1944 nucleotides. RefSeq names its product extensin-like. The transcript has 3 exons. Lineage: Eukaryota; Metazoa; Chordata; Testudines; Dermochelyidae. The coding region runs from base 1 to 1944 and encodes 647 amino acids. The record is from RefSeq and is a predicted model, not a curated record.
AUGGAGCAGGAGUCCGAGGGGGCAGGCCACGACCUCCUCAUGGGGUCAGCCCAACAACCUCUACCCCCAAACCUGUACCUGCUGCCCUUUGUCAGCCCCACCACCCUUAUCCCCAGCCCUGUGCCAGCCACCCCGACAUCUACCCGCCACCCCCGGGUCAGCCCCACCACCUCUAUCCCCGGCCCUGUGCCAGCACCCCCAACAUCUACCCGCCGCCCCCGGGUCAGCCCCAACACCUCUAUCUCUGGCCCUGUGCCAGCCCCCGACAUCUACCCGCUGCCCCCAGGUCAGCCCCACCACCUUAUCCCCGGCACUGUGCCAAUUCCCCCGACAUCUACCUACCGCCCCCGGGUCAGCCCCAACACCUCUAUCUCUGGCCCUGUGCCAGCCCCCCCGACAUCUACUCGCUGCCCCCUGGUCAGCCCCACCACCUUAUCCCCGGCCCUGUGCCAGUCCCCCCGACAUCUACCUGCUGCCCCCGGGUCAGCCCCACCACCUCUAUCCCCGGCUCUGUCCAGCCCCCCCACCCUGACAUCUACCCGCCGCCCCCGGGUCAGCCCCACCACCUUAUCCCCGGCCCUGUGCCAGCCCCCCCGACAACUACCCACAGUCCCCGGGUCAGCCCCACCACUUCUGUCGCCAGCCCUGUGCCAGCCCUCCGACAUCUACCCGCCGCCCCCGGGUCAGCCCCAACACCUCUAUCUCCGGCUCUGUACCAGCCCCCCCAACAUCUACCCGCUGCCCCCGGGUCAGCCCCAACACCUCUAUCUCCGGCCCUGUGCCAGCCCCCCCUCGACAUCUACCUGCCGCCCCCAGGUCAGCCCCAACACCUCUAUCUCCGGCCCUGUGCCAGCCCCCCCCCGACAUCUACUCGCCGUCCCCAGGUCAGCCCCAACACCUUAUCCCCGGCCCUGUGCCAGCCUCCCUGACAUCUACCCGCCACCCCCGGGUCAGCCCCAACAUCUCUAUCUCCGGCCCUGUGCCAGCCCCCCCGACAUCUACCCGCCGCCCCCGGGUCAGCCCCAACACCUCUAUCUCCGGCCCUGUGCUAGCCCCCCCGACAUCUACCCGCCACCCCCGGGUCAGCCCCAACAUCUCUAUCUCCAGCCCUGUGCCAGCCUCCCUGACAUCUACCCGCCGCCCCCGGGUCAGCCCCAACACCUCUAUCUCCGGCCCUGUGCCAGCCCCCCCGACAUCUACCCGCCACCCCCGGGUCAGCCCCAACACCUCUAUCUCCGGCCCUGUGCCAGCCCCCCCUCGACAUCUACCUGCCGCCCCCAGCCCCCCCUCGACAUCUACCUGCCGCCCCCAGGUCAGUCCCAACACCUCUAUCUCCGGCCCUGUGCCAGCCCCCCCAACAUCUACUCGCCACCCCCGGGUCAGCCCCAACAUCUCUAUCUCCGGCCCUGUGCCAGCCCCCCCGACAUCUACCCGCCGCCCCCGGGUCAGCCCCAACACCUCUAUCUCCGGCCCUGUGCCAGCCCCCCCGACAUCUACCCGCCACCCCCGGGUCAGCCCCAACACCUCUAUCUCCGGCCCUGUGCCAGCCCCCCCUCGACAUCUACCUGCCGCCCCCAGGUCAGUCCCAACACCUCUAUCUCCGGCCCUGUGCCAGCCCCCCCAACAUCUACUCGCCACCCCCGGGUCAGCCCCAACAUCUCUAUCUCCGGCCCUGUGCCAGCCCCCCCGACAUCUAACCGCCGCCCCCGGGUCAGCCCCAACAUCUCUAUCUCCAGCCCUGUGCCAGCCUCCCUGACAUCUACCCGCCACCCCCAAACCGGGGGACACCGCGCUCACCCGAACCUUUGCAGAGCUCCGACUCCCCCUCCCCGCUACCAGGUCAUACUCCGGUGGCUUCUGUCCCCGCCCCAGAAACAGCCUGAGCUCCGCCCGCGAAGAGCCGCCCCAAGGGGAGCACAGCCAGAUCAUAGAAAGGGCGGCUAG